Molecule: messenger RNA, 2894 nt
Organism: Caenorhabditis angaria
Lineage: Eukaryota; Metazoa; Nematoda; Chromadorea; Rhabditida; Rhabditidae
Source: the annotation of a GenBank genome assembly
AUGACAGAACUUCUUGUUCGAACCGAGCGUGUUGAACAUGCUCGGAACUUCAAGACAGAAGUUCGAGGGCUUAUGGAUGUUGAACAUCUUGUUGAUAGAGCUAGUAUUCAUAGAAAUAUGCAACAUUCACAUAUUCAUACGAUUCUGUUAACGUGAGUUAUUUGAACAAGAAGUUUAUUUUGAUUCAAAAACCUAUUAUGAGAUCUCUCAAAGAAAGAACAAAACUUGAAUCUAUCUGCUUAAUUUGAAAAAAUUCCCAAAUUGAAUUCAGAUUGUUCAAUGAGCUUUCUUCACAAUUUCCAAGAGAGAAAUUUGAUGUUGCAUUAUUCAAAAAUGCAAUUUUCUCAGUUUCCGAUAAAGAUUCGGUUGCUCCAAGACUCCAUCAUAAACUUCAAAGUUACUCUGGAACCGAUUUUUUUGACGUUAAUCAAACAUGGAUUAUCACAUAGUAAGAUCUUUGUCCCGUUUGAGUUUUCUUCAUUUUUCUUUAGCGCCGCUCUCGAUGGUUUGAAACAAAGUCAUAUUUCAAUCGCAACUUUAGAAGAGCCAACUAAUCUGGGGCUGGAGAUGGAAGAGGCUAGAAUUGUUGUUCUUAUUUUGUCUCCAAGUUUUGAAAAACACACAAAGUCUCCGGCUGAAAUUUCGAGAACUUUUGGCACACUUUUGACACGUGAAACUUUGAGACAAGCAAUUUGCGAUGCAGCUGAUGACGAUCAAAUCCGAGAAUGUUUGAAAGAAAGUGCGAAACAAUUAUCACUCCAAAUGUCAAUUAAUAUUAAUGAGAAACCUAUUGAAGAUGAAAAUGAAAAAGUAUGUAUGCUUUUAUCAUUAAAAAAGUUUAUUUUGAAAUAUUCCAGGGAUUUUGUCCAUAUUACCCAUGUCGAGGUGUUAUUCGAGAUUUCAAACGACGUUGGACAACAUAUCAAUCAGAUUAUUUGGAUGGAAUCAAAGAUCGGAGAGCUAUCUCAAAGGUUAUUUCAACAGCAGUAUUUCUCAUUUUCACAAUCUUGCCAACAUCAAUCGCCUAUGGGAUGUUGAAUGAGAAAAAUACAAAUGGAGCCAUAAGUAGGUCUAAAAUCAAAUGUAUUAGUUUCAACGGAAGUUUUAGGUGUUCAAAAAGUGAUUCUUGGUCAAUGGAUUGGUAGUUUGAUAUUUGGGAUUUUUGGUGGUCAACAACUUCUGAUUCUUUCAACAACUGCUCCUUUAAGUAUAUACAUUGCUGUUAUUUAUCAAAUCGCAGAAUUCAAUAAUUGGCCAUUUUUCCAAAUGUAUACCGCUGUUGGAAUAUAUGCAAUGGCAAUUUUGAUUUUGGCAGCAAUAUUUCAACUUGCAUCUUUAAUGAAAUUCACAACAAGAUCUACCGAAGAAAUAUUUUCCUUAUUCAUUUCUGUUACUUUAGUAAUCAAAGUUAUAAUGGCUGUUAUAAAAGUAUAUAUCCAUGGGUAUUUGGGAUGUAUUUACGGAGAUCGGGGAGUUUCUUGUGAUCCGGCUGAACCUUUAUUAUUUAUUCUUCUUGUUUUGGGUACAACAUGGUUGAGUUUAACAAUUGCAUCAUUUAGAAAAUCACCAUAUUUAUCGAGGUUUGGAAAAUAAUUAUUUAUUGAGAAUUCAAUUUUCAUUUUUCAGAUGGAAACGUGAUUUAGUUUCCGAUUAUGCUUUACCAAUUGCUGUUUUAGUUUUUGCUUUCAUCUCGUAUUUUGCCUUCAAAGAUGUGAAUAGUAAGUUUUUUGGUUCAGUAAUUAUCGAAUCAAAAAUAAUUUCAAAUUUUAAAUUACCAAUUUUCAAAAACUCAUAUGUGGAACAAAAUUUUUUUUGUUAAAAUUUUCAGAAGAACAAUUCCAAAUCUUCCCAAUAUCGCACGAUGUUCAUUGGGUUGAUUUCUACAAUUUGCCAGCUGAAGCUCAUCUUCCGGCACUCGGCCUAGCUGUACCACUUGCAACUUUAUUUUUUAUGGAUCAGUUAUUAGUAACAAACACUGUUGAUAAUAAAGAUAACAAGCUUAAAAAAGGAUCUGCACAUCAUUGGGAUUUAUUGAUUGUUGGACUUCUCAAUAUUGCUCUUUCAUUAUUUGGUCUCCCUUGGAUGCACGGAGCAUUACCUUCAGCAUUUUUACAUCUCAAAGCAUUGUCUGAUGUUGAAGAUAGAUUACAUAAUGGGUACUUAAAGACAGUGUAAGUUAAAGAUUUUCAGAGUUGGUUUUAAUCACAUAUUAUUUUCAGAAUUGUUCAUGUUCGUGAAACUCGUUUAGCUACUCUAAUAGCUCAUCUCAUAAUGAUUCCAAUAUAUUUCUUUGCAAUCCCUCAUAUAACUGUCUUUAUACCAACAUCAAUAUUCAAUGGAGUAUUCCUAUUUAUGGCAUUCAGUUCUCUAACAGGAAACGAGUUAUGGGAACGAAUCUUGUUAGUGAUGACUGAACAACGGGCUUAUCCACCAACCCAUUAUAUUCGACAAGUUCCACAAAGAAUUGUUCACCGAUUUACAUUUAUUGAAGUUAUACAAUUGGCGAUUUUAUUGGCUGUCGGAUUUGCGCAAUAUCAUUAUGUCGAAAUGGCAUUCCCGCUGGUUAUUGCGAUCUUUAUACCUUUCAGGUUGGUGAAUGUUUACAAAGAAAAAAAAGAAGGAAUGCGUAGUUUUGCAUAGUGAAAAACAAAUUGUUGGAAAGAUGUCACGGGCUGCGAGGCAUGACUUGUUUUUCACAGUUUUCUAUGAGAAAUUUUCCAAAGUUUAUGACUGGAUUAAUCAAAAAAAAAAAGAUAACUGAAAGUGAAUGAAUCCCACUUUGAACGUUGAUUUUUGAUUAAAAUCAAAACCGUUUUUAUCAUUAUUUCAGACACUUCAUCUUGCCUCUCAUUAUUCGAAAACAAUUCCUGGAAGUCAUCGAUGGAAAACAUUAA